CCGUCGCUGGUGAAGAGCUCAUGGACGCCGGAAGAAGACGCGUUCAUUUUGCGUUGGAUCAAGGACCACGGCCGAAUCAAAUGGUCGUUGGUUCAAGAGCACGUCCCGACGCGCACAGACGUGCAGUGCCGCGAGCGUUGGACGGGUGUACUCGAUCCUGGCAUCAAGACUGGACCAUGGACUGAGGAAGAGGACGCGGCGUUGAUGGCGGCCAUGGGUCCCCACUGGCAGGAGAACGGCUUCAACGAAUGGGCGCGUCUCACCGCGGUUCUGCCUGGUCGCACU
Ostreococcus lucimarinus CCE9901 is the source of this 285-nucleotide messenger RNA. RefSeq lists its product with no specific name. The transcript is spliced from 2 exons. NCBI's taxonomy places the organism in Eukaryota, Viridiplantae, Chlorophyta, Mamiellophyceae, Mamiellales, Bathycoccaceae. The record is from RefSeq and is a predicted model, not a curated record. The annotation marks the transcript as partial.